UAAGGAAUUCAGAAGUACACGCGCUACUGAAGCGUACUGAGGAAAACGUCCUCCACAGGGCCGCGAAGUGUCAACCUUAGCGAGUUAAAUCAGUGCCGACCCCCGUUAGAACCCGGUUCUCCGAUUUAGCAAUGAAAUUCGCAGUGGCAACACCUCUGCUCGCGCUGCUUAUGUUGGGCCUUGCUCCUGGCGUUCCAGCUCGCGCGGCCGACGACGGGAAGUACAACAAACGAAAAUAUUUCAACGGCAACCACGGGAAAUAUGUGCACAAAAAUGAAGGUGACUAUGUAGAAGAUUUGGAUCGCUACCGGUACGUCCACUAUGACGACGGCGAUCGAGGACGCUACAUCCAUGUGCACGUCCCGUACGACGGUGGUUACGGACCCUAUGAAGGGGGCCACGAACCCUACCGUAACCCGCCGUACGACGCCACAGGAUUGUAUGCGUAUGUGCAAAGACCGAAAAAUGACACUUGUUUACGAUUGCUAGAACAGUACUCUAACACUUGCAGCGACUCCAUUAUCGACAGUCCAUUCAAAACAAACGAGUACGACAUCAGAAAGCCAGAGCUGUACCUGGAGUACGGUGCACCCUACUCGGAGUUCAACUACGGAGCAUCUACGCAUCGUGUGAAGCAAACAUCAGCAUCGGCUGCGUUGGAUCCGCGUGUAUCCAAUUUCCCUGGAACGGCCUACCUCCCUGCACUGGAAACUCCGGCUGCACCGAAGACUGACUCGAUGGGACGCACCGGUAAAAUUGACACCGAAAGCGUCACAUUGACAACCUCUAGGAGUGAAGAAACGUUACAUCGUCUAGCAACGGAAGGCCCAAACACAAAAUCCAGCCGUAGUACUUCAGAACGGCCAAGGGUGGCAGACGAGUCGUCUACUGCUUCAGCGUCCGCCACCGUAGUAUCGAUUUCGACGCCACAAUCAGCAUCGGUCGAACAACAGCUACAGCAGUGUCGGAUAGAGUUGGAUGAAACGAAACGAAAGUUAAGUUACAGUGGAAUGCACUGGAACUGCUUCGGUUCGCCCACGGACGAUUUAUACGGCGGUCGAUGCGAGCCACCAGUGAAUAGUGGUAAAGCGUGCUGCUUCGGUUUCACUGUUGCUGAUGCUGCGUUGGCGAUCCUGGGCUGUGUUGCUGCACAGCGACAGCAAGAUGCCCGAUACAACGACGGUCGAUACUAUCCAGAACUCUACCAAGGCAAGUACAGUGAUGGCAAGUAUCAUCCUGAUUCAAGCGGAGCCUAUCAUCCCGAUGAUUCUGGAAAGUACAGCGGAAAAUAUGUUCCCUAUGUUGACGGCAAAUAUGGCCAGGGUGGACAGGGCGGUGCCGGAGGUGCUGGAUCAGGAUUCGGUGGCCAAGGAGGACGAGGUGGUAGCGGUGGAGCUGGACGGGGUGGUAGUGGUGCAGGAUCUGGAUCGCGAAAGGGAGCCGGGUCUGGAUCCGGUAGCGGAGCCAAGGUUGCCGUUCCAAUCGUUAUCCCAGCCGUCCCACCGAAGGUAUCUGUACCAGCACAAAAAGUCAAGCUCUCAGGCAGCGGCUCCGGCAGCGGUUCGGGUUGGGAUCGCAUCAAGGAACAAGUUAAGGAAUACAACCAAGAUGGUUACUAUUACCGUUAUUUAACCGAACAGGAAGCGCAGGUUGCCGAAACUGGACGCAUUGAAGAUCGUAAUACGGAUAGUGAAACACUGCGCGCCAAGGGCUUCUUCGAGUAUGUCGGAGAUGAUGGCGUGCGGUACCGCGUGGACUAUAAUGCCGACGAGAACGGAUUCGUUCCUCGUGGUGCUCAUUUGCCAACUCCUCCCCCGAUCCCGGAAGCCAUCGCUCGCGCCCUCGAAUAUGUGAGAAAACUACAACAGUAAAAUAAAUUCCCGCUCCAUCAGUUCAGUCAGACUUUUUUAAAGUCCUCUCGCCAAGUUGUGUUUAAGUAAUUUAAAAUUGUUCGCAAUACAUCUGUAAA
Molecule: messenger RNA, 1969 nt
Organism: Topomyia yanbarensis
Lineage: Eukaryota; Metazoa; Arthropoda; Insecta; Diptera; Culicidae
Exons: 7
Coding region: 132-1871 (579 amino acids)
Cellular component (GO): chitin-based extracellular matrix
Molecular function (GO): structural constituent of chitin-based larval cuticle
Source: RefSeq, a predicted model, not a curated record